Molecule: messenger RNA, 3296 nt
Organism: Macaca mulatta (Rhesus monkey)
Lineage: Eukaryota; Metazoa; Chordata; Mammalia; Primates; Cercopithecidae
Source: RefSeq, a predicted model, not a curated record
CGCCGGUCUCUUUUUUCUGCCUUCUUGUCUCCCUCCGGCGAGUCGGCGCGACGGUGAAUUUCCGUUUCCGGCGGUGUCCAUGCUGAACUGAGGAGUCGCAGUUGCCAGGUUCAGUACAGCGGGCUGGGGUUAGAGUUACUUGUUAUUGGUAAAUAGCUACAAUGGAGACUAAAGACCAGAAGAAACACAGAAAGAAAAACAGUGGGCCCAAAGCUGAAAAGAAAAAGAAGCGGCAUCUGCAGGAUCUCCAGCUAGGAGACGAAGAAGAUGCCCGGAAGAGAAAUCCCAAAGCUUUUGCAGUUCAGUCUGCUGUGCGGAUGGCUCGAUCCUUUCACAGGACUCAGGAUUUGAAGACAAAAAAGCAUCAUAUUCCAGUGGUUGAUCGAACUCCACUGGAGCCCCCACCAAUAGUGGUAGUGGUGAUGGGGCCUCCAAAAGUUGGAAAGAGCACUUUGAUACAAUGCCUCAUUCGGAACUUCACCCGGCAGAAGCUGACCGAGAUCAGAGGCCCUGUGACAAUUGUGUCAGGUAAAAAGCGCAGACUCACCAUUAUUGAAUGCGGGUGUGAUAUUAACAUGAUGAUUGAUCUGGCUAAAGUAGCAGAUCUGGUACUGAUGCUUAUAGAUGCCAGCUUUGGGUUCGAAAUGGAAACAUUUGAAUUUCUAAACAUCUGUCAAGUACAUGGCUUUCCUAAAAUUAUGGGAGUUCUCACCCACCUCGACUCCUUCAAGCAUAAUAAGCAACUGAAGAAAACAAAGAAGCGAUUAAAACACAGGUUCUGGACAGAAGUUUACCCGGGUGCCAAGCUGUUCUACCUUUCUGGAAUGGUGCAUGGAGAAUAUCAAAACCAAGAAAUCCACAAUCUGGGCCGUUUUAUUACAGUUAUGAAGUUUAGGCCUCUCACAUGGCAAACUUCUCACCCUUAUGUCCUGGCAGACAGGAUGGAAGAUUUGACAAACCCAGAGGAUAUCCGAACAAACAUCAAAUGUGACCGGAAGGUGUCACUUUAUGGUUAUUUAAGAGGAGCACACUUGAAAAAUAAAAGCCAAAUUCACAUGCCAGGGGUAGGAGAUUUUGCUGUGAGUGACAUCAGUUUCCUCCCAGACCCUUGUGCUCUUCCUGAACAACAAAAGAAGCGCUGUUUAAAUGAGAAGGAGAAGCUGGUUUAUGCGCCUCUUUCUGGAGUUGGGGGUGUGCUGUAUGACAAAGACGCUGUCUAUGUUGACCUUGGUGGCAGCCACGGUUUUCAGGACGAGGUGGGGCCCACCCAUGAGCUGGUCCAGAGUCUCAUCUCCACCAUCUCCACCAUUGAUGCCAAGAUGGCUUCAAGUCGAGUGACACUGUUUUCUGAUUCCAAGCCACUUGGGUCAGAAGAUAUAGAUAAUCAAGGGCUAUUGAUGCCAAAGGAGGAAAAACAAAUGGACUUAAAAACUGGGCGAAUGCGUCGGAAAGCCAUUUUUGGAGAUGAAGAUGAAUCUGGAGAUAGUGAUGAUGAAGAAAAUGAUGAAAUAUCCGAAGAUGACGAGUUGGAAAACGGCUCUAGUGAUGAGGAAGCAGAAGAGGAGGAAAAUGCUGAGAUGACUGAUCAGUACAUGGCUGGUAAGGGCGUCAAAUGAUGGAAACUUGAAGAGUUGGAAGAAGACAGUGAAAUGGAUUUGCCAGCAUUUGCUGACAGUGAUGAUGACCUUGAGAGGAGCUCAGCGGAAGAAGGGGAAGCAGAGGAAGCUGAUGAAAGCAGUGAAGAAGAGGACUGCACUGCAGGAGAGGGGGGCAUUUCAGGAUCAAAGGCUGUUGGAGAAGGUAGUAAAGCAGGGCUGUCGCCAGCUAAUCGCCAGAGUGACCGUGUGAAUCUGGAGAAGUCUUUGCUGAUGAAGAAAGCAGCUCUCCCCACUUCCGAUUCUGGGCAUUGCACAGCUGAAGAGGCGUUUGCAUCUGAAGAUGAAUCUGAAGAAAGCUCCUCACUCGUUGCAGAGGAAGAGGACUCAGAAAAUGAAGAGGCUAUUAGAAAAAAGCUUUCAAAGCCUUCUCAAGUGAGCAGUGGUCAGAAACUGGGGCCAAGGAACUUAAUUGAUGAGACCAGUGAUAUAGAAGAUUUACUCAAAGAGGAAGAAGAUUACAAGGAAGAAAAUAAUGAUUCCAAAGAAACCUCAGGUGCCCUCAAGUGGAAGGAAGACCUUUCCAGAAAGGCAGCUGAGGCCUUUCUGAGGCAGCAGCAAGCAGCUCCAAACCUCCGAAAGCUUAUUUAUGGGACAGUGGCAGAAGAUAAUGAAGAAGAAGAUGGUGAUACCCAAGAAGAGCUUGGAGGGUUGUUUCGUGUCAACCAGCCUGACAGAGAGUGUAAGCAUAAGGCUGACUCUUUGGACUGUUCUAGAUUUCUUGUGGAGGCCCCCCAUGACUGGGAUUUAGAGGAGGUUAUGAACAGUAUCAGAGAUUGCUUCGUGACUGGAAAGUGGGAAGAUGAUAAAGAUGCAGCCAAGGUCUUAGCAGAAGAUGAGGAGCUCUACGGUGACUUUGAAGACUUGGAAACAGGGGAUGUGCACAAGGGAAAAUCAGGUCCCGAUACUCAGAAUGAAGAGGUAGAGAAAGAAGUUAAGGAAGAAAUUGACUCCAACGAAGAAGAAAGUGCCAAGAAAAAGCAUUUGGAUAAGAAGAGAAAAUUGAAGGAGAUGUUUGAUGCAGAAUAUGAUGAAGGAGAAAGCACAUAUUUUGAUGAUCUUAAAGGAGAAAUGCAGAAACAAGCACAGCUGAAUCGCGCAGAAUUUGAAGAUCAAGAUGAUGAAGCCAGAGUUCAGUAUGAGGGUUUUCGACCUGGGAUGUACGUCCGCGUUGAGAUUGAAAAUGUUCCCUGUGAAUUUGUGCAGAACUUUGACCCCCAUUACCCCAUUAUCCUGGGUGGCUUGGGCAACAGUGAGGGAAAUGUUGGAUACGUGCAGAUGCGUCUGAAGAAACAUCGCUGGUAUAAGAAAAUCCUCAAGUCCCGAGAUCCAAUCAUAUUUUCUGUAGGGUGGAGGAGGUUUCAGACCAUCCCACUCUAUUAUAUCGAAGACCACAAUGGAAGACAAAGGCUUCUAAAGUAUACGCCACAGCACAUGCAUUGCGGAGCAGCCUUUUGGGGCCCUAUCACUCCACAGGGAACUGGUUUCUUGGCAAUACAGUCUGUCAGUGGCAUAAUGCCUGAUUUUCGGAUAGCUGCCACAGGAGUUGUCCUUGAUCUGGAUAAAUCCAUAAAAAUUGUGAAGAAAUUAAAGCUAACUGGUUUUCCAUAUAAAAUUUUCAAGAAUACUUCAUUUAUUAAG